AUGAACUCGGGAUAUGAGAUCCCAGUUCUAGGAUUUGGAGUCUAUCAAACGCCUCCCGAAAAAACCGAGAAGGCCGUGUUGAAGGCUCUCCAAGUUGGAUAUAAACAUAUCGAUUCUGCGAAGUCAUAUCGCAAUGAGGCCCAGUGCGGAGCGGCUGUUCGUGCCUCUGGCCUCAAGCGCUCAGACGUUUUCUUCACGACAAAGGUACCAUGGCAGGCUAUGGGCUAUCAGAAGACUAAGGACUCAAUAGAGUCCAGUCUCAAGGCAGCCAAUUUUGAUUAUAUCGAUCUUAUCCUCCUUCACGCCCCAUAUGGCGGAUCGGAAGCGCGCGAAGGAUCGUGGCGUGCUCUUGUGGAAGCCCAAGUAGAGGGCAAAGUACGCUCCAUUGGGAUUUCUAACUAUGGCGUCCACCAUCUCGACGAACUGGAGGAAUAUAACAAAGACCUUGGCGGGAAAAUCGACGUUGGUCAAUAUGAACUGCACCCUUGGCUCGCCCGUCCUGAUAUCGUUGAAUGGUUACAAAAGCGCAAUGUCGUUAUUGAAGCUUAUAGUCCCCUCGUGCAAGCAACAAAGAUGGCGCAAAUCCUCCUUCGAUGGAGCUUGCAGAAGGGCUUUGUUCCUCUUCCCAAAUCCGUGCAUGAUAAUCGAAUUGAAGAGAAUUCUGAAAUUUUUGACUUCGAACUCUCCCCUGAGGACAUGGAGACUCUGAACACUGGCGAAUAUCACCAUGUUUGCUGGGACCCCACCGUGAGCAGGGACUAA
Histoplasma mississippiense is the source of this 762-nucleotide messenger RNA. RefSeq lists its product as hypothetical. The record is from RefSeq and is a predicted model, not a curated record. Bases 1 to 762 code for a protein of 253 amino acids. Gene Ontology annotation, molecular function: oxidoreductase activity. The transcript has 7 exons. Lineage: Eukaryota; Fungi; Ascomycota; Eurotiomycetes; Onygenales; Ajellomycetaceae.